AGUUUUUUUUUUUUUUUUUUUUUAAAUGAAACUUUUCUUGUUUUCAUCAGAUACAAGAUACAGCAAUACAAGCUGACAAUGGCCUGGCAACAAGGAGGUCUCAAGUCAGUGAACUGCCGUGUUUUACAUCUGGUCUCAUUUCCUGCUUGACGCAGAUUGAGAGAGAUGAGAUUGCGGUGCGGAGUCGCUCGCUUCAGGAAGGAAGCGUUAUCAGGCGGAUAUUGAGCGAGGAUGUGCUGCGGAGUCAUUUGGAAGCAACAAACCCAAGGAAGCAACUUCGGCACUCCUCCUCCUCAUGGGUUACCGUGGCGACAGGCCCUACUAAUCCACUGACACACUUACUAGAUCUCUAUCUAGCUCUGGAUUCAAUUAGCUGGGUCUGUUUGGGAAGAGAUAAACGGCCUUUAUUAAGCCUUUGAUAUCGUAAUGAGAGGGGAUAGGAGGCAUAUGUUUGAUUCUGUUUAGGAGUCAAGAUAAGAGAUAAGCGAGAGAGGGAGCUUAUCAGUGACAUUGGAGGAAAGGAGAUUAGUCUCAAAGCAUUAGUGGCAAUGUAACAUGAUACAGUGGUUAAUGAUGUGUAACAAACAUGCUUACCCUUGCCUCUGCUUUGUUCAAUAUGCAAGGAAGGGAAAAGAAAACGGGAUGAAUAUUGUUAAACCAUAAUUUGUUCGACAGGGUUGCCCCUGCAAAGAUGAAAUUUUUCCAGCUUGUUCUCAGCGCAUAAUUCCUUUUGACAAUUACACAGACACGGCAUUCAUCUUUUAUGGCAUGCUAAUUGUGUUUACCAGCGGUCACGGCGGCUUGUUUGCUGGCUCCCGUCAGUCAUGCGUAGAUACGAGCGCUGCUUUUCCAGGGUAGCCUCUGUCCUCCUGUCACAGAGCUACCCGUGGGUUCGGGAGUGUGCUCUUGCACCCAGAAACAACUGUUAUCAAACUACAUUAUCAAAUGCAAGUACUGGAUUUACACAGACUGGGCCAAUCAUUACCUGGCCAAGUCCGGCUGUCAGCGCCUCAUCAAGGACCUGAGCCAGGACGUCACCGAUGGAGUCCUGCUGGCACAGAUCAUCCAGAUCAUAGCGAAUGAGAAGGUGGAGGACAUCAAUGGCAGCCCCAGAAGCCAGUCGCAAAUGAUCGAGAAUGUGGACGCCUGCCUCAGUUUCCUGGACGCCAGAGGAGUGAAUGUACAAGGGCUCUCAGCAGAAGAGAUCAGGAAUGGCAACCUAAAGAGCAUCCUGGGUCUCUUCUUCAUCCUGUCACGUUACAAGCAGCAGCAGCAGCAACAGCAGCAGUACUACCAAUCCCUGGUGGAGCUCAGCCAGCAGACCAGCAGCCCCGUACCGUCCUCCAGCAGCCUCAAGACACAAGAGAUGCAGUCCAGUCUCACAGCACGAUAUGCAAGUCCUCCAGGCCACAGUGGAAUAGGGUCACCACAGAAGAAAAACACAAGGUUACCAGGCCCCUCCAGAGUACCUGCUGCAGGCAGCGGGGCAUCCAGGAGCCCGGGCUCAUCCAACCUCAACCGGCGCAGCCAGAGCUUCAACAGCAUCGACAAGAGCAAGCCUCUUCAGUAUGCCAGUGGCAACGACAGAGAAGCGGUGAGGGGUAUCCCGGCACCCGGCGGGAUGAAUGGGAGCAGUAUUGGUGGGACGGUUCCCACCAGCCUCAGCGGGCAGCAGCUGGCCUCUGCCAUCCCCUCACCCACCGCAGGCAAGUCCUGGCGCAGCAAGUCCAUGAACCUCAAGCACAGUGCCACUUCGUCCAUGCUGGCAAGCCCCACGAACUCACCGUCCCCCACCCAUUCACCCCAGGGCUCUGAAGGCCUCCUGCCGCAUGGAAGCGAUGGGUCUAAAGUCGGGUCCACUGGCGGUGGUGGAUCCCAGAGGUCCAUGCUGGAGAAGUUCCGCCUCAUUAACCCUAGAUCUGCUUCACGAGCGUCACCGUCUGUGGCCGAGAUGGCUCUGCAGGAGGAGGAUGACCUGUCGGAGUACGGUGAGGAUGGAUUGACGCCGAUGGGGCCGAUGUGCAGCAGUGGCAGUAGCAGUGCUUCGGCCAAGCAAAUGCCCACCAAGGCACCUGCAUCGUCCCUCACUGCACCAAGCAAGACAUCCUCCUCUUCCUCCCCCUCCUCUUCAUUUUCAAAAGCGUCUGCCAAUGGCAGCAGGUCCAUGGCCCAGUCCAAAGACAAGGAGGACAAAAGCAAGUUUGGGAAAUCUUCUAAGGACAGCUCUCCAGCCAAAGAGGAGCGCGAGUCAUAUACUGACUCCACCAAGAAGACCUCCAAAAUUGCCAGCCUCAUCCCCAAGGGAGGGAAGCCAUCAUCUGGAAAGAAAGAUGGCGGCGCCUCCUCAGCUUCCACUGGCAUCCCAAAGCCAGGACUUAAAGCUCCCUCUACCACGACGUCCAAGCCUCAGACUCAGUCGCAGAGUCAAAGCCAGGCGGCCUUAAACAGCAGCGGCAACAUGCGGGGUGGAGAGGGGGAGAGGGCCAAGCUGACGAAAGGAGGGCAGGGUGGGAGUUUCUACAUACAGCGCUCCAUUGGGGGCCCAGAGGGCAAAAGGACCAGCAUGACCUCCUCCACCAGCACCUCAGCCCUGUCUGGGUCCAGUGGGAUGCUGGGAGGAGGAGGGGUUGGAGGAGUAGGGGGAGGAGGAGGAGCGCUUGGAGGGAACGGAGUCGUUCAGCUUCCUCAGCAGCAGCAGCACAACCACCCAAAUACUGCCACUGUGGCCCCCUUCAUGUACAGGACAUUCUCAGAAAAUGACUGCACCAUGGUGGCCCCAGCCGACCCCUGCCUCAGCCCCACCAAGGGAGAGCUGGUCUACAGCAAGACAGCCAAACAGUGCCUGGAGGAGAUAUCAGGAGAGGAUCCCGAGACGAGACGCAUGAGGACGGUGAAGAACAUCGCUGACUUGCGGCAGAACCUGGAAGAAACCAUGUCCAGUCUACGGGGUACCCAGAUCAGCCACAGUACACUAGAAACAACCUUCGACACCACGGUAACCACUGAGGUCAAUGGGCGUAGUCUACCAGCCCUCACCACACGCUCCUCCCCCAUGGCCUGGCGUCUGGGCCAAUCACAAACCCCACGUCUCCAGGCAGGCGACGCCCCCUCAAUGCCUAGCAGCUACGCUGCGCCCAGGGCGAGCACGACGAGCGCUGGCACUACCACAGGCCGCUACAGUGGGCACUCGGACCCCUCCAGAUACCUUACAGACGGCGGCCUCCAUCUGUAUGCGCGGAACGCAGGCCGAGCCUCAGACGUGGCUUCUUCUCGAGAAAUAUCCCAGAGAGGGAGCAAAGAGGUGCAAGGCGACAUAGACAGUUGGGACGACAGUAGCUCGGUAAGCAGCGGCUUGAGCGACACGUUGGACAACAUCAGUACGGAUGAUCUGAACACCCCCGCCUACUCAGCUGUCAGCUCAUCACGCAAAAGCAAGGGAGUGCAGUCCCAGCGAGGAGGCAGGUCCAAGCAUGCAGAGCAGGAGGUGAGCAGCAGCUGGGCCGGAGCCGAGGACCUGAAGAAGGUGGAGGAGGAGCUGGACGCAAGCAUGGACCCCGGCAGCGGCUCCUCCCGCUGGAAGCCUUCCGCAUCCUCCUCUUCAUCUCAAGCCCAGGGCCAGUACGAGGACGCCGGCCAGAAAGCCGCUGCGCUGGCCCAGAUGUCCCAGACGGGCUCAUGGAGGAGGGGCAUGACGGCCCAGGUGGGCAUUACUCCACCCAGGAGCAAGGGUACCUCUGCUGCCCUCAAAACACCAGGCAAAACCGAUGAUGCUAAGGCCUCUGAGAAGGGCAAGGCGCCUUCCAAGAGUUCAGCUGGCAUCCAGCGCUCACCUUCAGAUGCUGGGAAGAGUAGUGGAGAUGAAGGUAAGAAACCUCCCUCUGGCAUUGCACGCCCACCAACCACUGGUUCUUUUGGAUACAAGAAAAUCCCUGGUCCCACUGGUACCCUAAUCACCUCCAGUGGUGCAACGCUCGCCAGCGGCUCAGCCACCCUGGGCAAGGCUCCCAAAUCUUCAGCUGCCCUCGGCAAAGGCACAGGCAUCGGUGGUGUGCGUAAGACCAGCCUUGAUGGCUCACAGCCCCAGGAUGACGGCGUUCUACUCAACUGCAGUGGCUCCAAAUUGACCCUGCAGUACCGCUCUCUACCCAGACCUGCCAAAUCCUCCAGUGGGGGCGCAGCAGGGCGCAGCGGGCAUCGCUCCAGUUCCAGCAGCAUCGACUCAAACGUUAGUGGCAAGUCAGCUGGAGGGGCAGCGACACAAGCGGGUGCCAAACGCAGGGACGGAAAAGUGGGCUCAGACCGCUCCAGUCCCAUCUCCAUUAACCAGACAGACAAGGAGAAAGUGGCGGUGUCAGACCAGGACACAACAGCAGGUCUGUCCACCUCCCCCAAGUCCAGCCCUACCUCCAGUUCAACAGGCCAAUCAGGCCUCAGGCAGCCUGGCUCCAAGUACCCCGACAUUGCUUCUCCUACGUUCCGCAGAUUGUUUGGCACCAAAGCCAGCAGCAAGGCCAGCUCUCCGGGCACGCCCGACUCUGGCAAGUGCCCCUCAAUAUUGGGCAGCCCCCACGGCACGCUGGCAAGGCAGGCCAGUCUGGACUCGCCCUCCUCUGGCACGGGGAGCCUGGGCAGCGCUGGCGGCCUGAGUGGUGGCAGCAGCCCACUGUAUGGUAAAACCCCAGACCUGUGCACUGACUCCCCAGCUUCCAGCCCGGCCUCUGGCCUCUCCCUGCCCUCCAACGCUCGGCCCUGGCCUGCCUGUAGCUCGUCAGCUGGCAGCAAGGACACACUGAGCUGCCAAAGCAUGACCAGUCUGCACACCAGCUCUGAGUCCAUUGAUCUGCCGAUGGGCCACCACGGGCCCAAGGUUACACGAACCGGCAGUGUCAAGUCCACCCUGUCUGAAGGCAUGCCUCUUGACAGAAACACGCUUCCCAAAAAGGGAUUAAGGUACCCUCCGUCCUCCCGACAGACGUCCCAUGAGGAAGGGAAGGAGUGGUUGAGAUCCCAUUCAACAGGGGGCCUUCAGGACACAGGGAGCCAGUCCCCACUGUCUCCACCUGGAGCUUCCUGCACGACUACUGGAAAAUACCACUACUCCAACCUGCUGAGCCCCACUAACAUCAGUCAGUAUAACCUGCCACCAGGCAGCAGCAGCAUGAGUCGCUCCAACAGCAUCCCUGCCCAGGACUCCUUUGACCUAUACGGAGAGGGUCACCCACUGGGUGGCAGCGCAACCUCCCUGGAGGAUCGACCACGGGCCAUCAGCCGCUCCGGCUCCUUCAGGGACAGCACUGAUGAAGUCCAUGGCUCUUCAUUGUCUCUGGUCUCCAGCACGUCUUCACUGUACUCUGCGACGGAGGAGAAAGCACACUCAGAGGGCCAAACAGUCCUAAAUUCCACGCAAAUCAGAAAGCUGCGUCGGGAGCUGGACGCCUCUCAGGAGAAGGUGGCAACCCUGACGUCUCAGCUGGCUGCCAACGCACACCUGGUGGCAGCCUUUGAGAAGAGCCUGAGUAACAUGACCUGCCGCCUGCAGAGCCUCACCAUGACUGCUGAACAAAAGGAGUCUGAGUUGGCUGAGUUGAGGGAGACCAUAGACAUGCUGAAGACCCAGAACACAGACGCCCAGACUGCCAUCCAGGUGGCGCUCAACGGCCCUGACCACCUAAACAAAGACCUGCGAAUUAGACGGCAGCACUCGUCAGAAAGUAUGUCCAGUAUCAACAGCGCAGCCAGUCACUCCAGCAUGGGCAGUCUGGGCAAGGACGCCGAGGACAAAAAGAAGAAGAAGAAGAGCUGGGUGGCUGAUUCCAUCCCUGCUCAGUUGCGCAGCUCCUUCAAGCAGGCGUUCAGCAAGAAGAAAACCAAAUCCCAGUCAGCCCAUGACGAGAUGGAGGAGAUGAGCGACUCGAUGCCGUCCUCGCCCAAACUGCAGCAUGACAACAGGCAGGGCAGCAUUGCCACGCUGCAUUCUUCACCCUCCACCACAGAGCUGUGCGAAUGCACCGAAGCUGAGGCGGAGAUCGUCCUCCAGCUGAAGAACGAGCUGAGGGAGAAGGAGCUCAAGUUGACAGACAUCCGCCUGGAGGCGCUUAGCUCGGCCCACCACCUGGACCAGAUCCGAGAGGCCAUGAACCGCAUGCAGAAUGAGAUUGAGACGCUGAAAGCAGAGAACGAUCGUCUGAAGUCCAGCGGGAACGCCACGCCGACAGCCACGCCCGUCAAGACCGCCAGGCCGCCCUCCGAGACCUCCAGCACAUCCUCCUCCUCCUCGCGUCAGUCCUUGGGGCUGUCACUCAAUAACCUCAACAUCACCGACACCAUCAUGUCAGAUAUUCCGCUAGAUGACAGCUACGAGGGCAAUCUACGCAAAGACGGCCGGAGUGUGCGAAUAGUGGUUACCAUCAGCAGUGGGCCAAAAACCACCAAGGGUAAACAAAGCCAGGAUUACCUGAUUGGGUCUAUAGGUGUGAGUGGGAGGACCAAGUGGGAUGUCCUGGAUGGAGUCAUUCGACGCCUCUUCAAGGAGUAUGUGUUUCGGGUGGACCCUCUAACCAGCUUGGGUCUCAACUCAGACAGCAUUGUCUGCUACAGGAUGGGCGAAGUGGUUCGCUCCCACGCCUCCGAAGUGCCUGAGCUGCUGCCCUGCGGCUACCUGGUGGGCGACAACAACGUCAUCAAGGUCAACCUCAAAGGUGUGAAGGAGAACAGUAUAGACAGCCUGGUGUUUGACGCGCUGAUUCCAAAGCCCAUCAUCCAGCGGUACCUCAACUUGUUGAUGGAGCAUCGUCGCAUCAUCCUCUCAGGACCCAGCGGCACCGGCAAAUCCUUCCUGGCCGCCAAGCUGGCCAAGUACAUCAUUUGCCAGAUGGGGCAGGAGGUGACCGAGCACAACCUGGCCAGCUUCAACGUGGACCAGAACUCCAGCAAGGAUCUGCGUCAGUAUCUGUCCAACCUGGCAGAACAGUGUAACUCUGAGGACACGGACACGGAGCUCCCCACUGUGGUCAUCUUGGACAACCUGCACCACAUUGGCUCGCUCAGUGACAUAUUCAACGGCUUCCUCAACUGCAAGUACCACAAAUGCCCUUAUGUUAUUGGGACCAUGAACCAGGGAGUUUCCUCCUCUCCUAACCUCGAGCUACACCACAACUUUAGGUGGGUGCUGUGCACAAACCACACGGAGCCGGUCAAAGGUUUCCUGGGCCGUUUCCUGCGGCGGAAGCUGAUUGAGACGGAGAUCCAUAAGAACAUGCGCAGCAAUGACCUGAUUAAGAUCAUCGACUGGAUCCCCAAGACCUGGCAGCACCUCAACGGCUUCCUGGAGGCACACAGCUCCUCUGAUGUCACCAUAGGCCCCCGUCUCUUCUUGUCCUGUCCCAUGGAUGUGGAAGGCUCUCGUGUGUGGUUCACUGACCUGUGGAACUACUCCCUGGUGCCCUACCUGCUGGAGGCUGUCAGAGAAGGGCUUCAGCUGUACGGCAAAAGGGCGGCGUGGGAGGAUCCUUCCAAGUGGGUGAACGACACGUAUCCAUGGAACGCUGCCUCACUGCAGCAGGACGGCCAGUCACUGCUCCAACUGAGGCCGGAGGACGUGGGGUACGAAGGCUACAGCUCAUCCAAGGAGGGGGCCUCGUCCAAGCAGGUGUCUCAGAGUGACACUGAGGGAGACCCGCUGAUGAACAUGCUGCUACGACUGCAGGAGGCAGCUAACUACUCCAGCACGCAGAGCUGCGACAGCGACAGCACCAGUCACCAUGACGACCAGCUGGACUCCUCGCUGGAGUCGGCGUUAUGAGACCAAGAGCUGCGCUGGGAGACCCAGAACCCCUCGGUCGCUACCAGACACCCCUAUAGUGCAGAGAUGUAUGAUAUAUGAAAAGUUUUAUUAUCCAAAAUGGUAUACCAACCGUUUCAAAGAAAACACAUAUUUUUACAUAACAGUGGUGCAAUAUAAAAUCAAAUUAUUGAAUGUUCUAAACAGCAGUAGCCAACUUGGUCCUCAGUGGUCAAAAUGAUAAACAUAAAAUCAUACAAGUUGGAUUAUUUUAAACACAUUAAACAGUAAUGUCAGCUAGUCAUUUUUUAAUGGAUGUAUGUAUAACAUUUUAGAAUACAACUUUUCAUAUAGGCUAUGUGUAGGCGGGACACGUCUGUAGUUCCUCUGAAGGUGAUUUACAAUAAGUAAGUCACCUUUGUGCUUACCCACGAUGAGCCACAGAUUGCACCGUUAUUUUAACUUUGGGUGUCAAUCUGCAUGUGAGGGGGGGAAAAAAGAGAAAGCCGAGAGUUUGACGUGACAAAACUGGAUUUAUCUUUUCCUUAUUUUUUUUUAAAUCCCACAUAUAUCUUCAGAUGUUUACAAUGGGUUGGGGGUGGGUUCUGUUGUUUAUGUCUUUCCUUGUUUACAGAGGUGCUUCUCACACAGACACAGACACAAAUGCACUUACUUACACACAGGCAGCAGGAGGACACUGUCCUUUAAUCAGAGGGCUUUAAUUGGUUCAAGCCCCCAUGUGACCAACAAUCCAGCCUGCCAAAGUGCCCUUGAGCAAGGCACUAUUUAUACCAACCUGGGACCUUGCUCCCUGACCCCACCUACUGAGGGAUGCAAGUAAAAGGAGAAUAAUAAGUGUUUUCAUGUGAUACAAUGCCCUCUGGUGGCCACAGUGGAGACUCACAGCUCUUAGAAAACUGGAUGUAAACAGUAUAGUAAGGCUAAGGCACACUUUUUUUGUCUCAUUGUUUACCACCAUAUCAUCUUAUUUGGGGGUCUUUGCCUUUUCUGAAUAUAAAGACAAUUAUAUACCUCCAUGAUGGCACCAGAUGUGGUUGAUUUGAGACAUUUUCAAAGCCUCUACAGCCCAGCUAGGGGCACAAGAAUGACAUUUUCAUAGCAUUCACACACACACACACACACACACAAACACACACUCACACAAACACACACAAACACACACUUCCUGCUCAGGCGUCACUUGAGCCUCAUGGUGCUGGUCUCCUGCCCUGAGCCUCCUCAGUGUCAGGCACUGCCAAGUCGCUCUCUGCUGCCCUGCAUGCCAACAAGCACAACGGCAUUGUCUGUGUGUCAUCCAGCCACAUUGCAACUGUGAAGAAAACGAUGGAGUGCCAAUGUUUCCCUUUGAUUUACUGCCAAAUGUGCACACACACACAACCAUACACACACAGAGACUACAUCACAACGCACAGCUGACCAUGCUUGUAAACUUUGAUUAAGUUGCUUUUGGCCUUCCACACACCACAGUCCAUUUUUUUUAUUAUCUUAGAAUGCACAAUGAGAACAGCAGGCAGCGCCUUCUGUUGGCCAACACAGACCUGCACCAGUUGACUGUUCGCUAAACCCUUGACCUCUGUCAAGCUUGGAUUUCUCCACAUGUUAAAGUAGUGUGCAGGAUGGUGAAGUGGUUUGAGAGAUGCUCCUUAUUUUAAGAAUUUGGAAGGUGGGGUCUUCGUUAGCAUUUCCAAACAGCCACAAGAGCCAAAGUUGAAGGAAUAGGUUAAAUGGCGUCUGACGUUAGCUGCAAGUGUUAGCAUGAUCGAGUAACUAGCUCUUUUUUUUAAACGCUCUUUUUUGUAUUUGGGGAUGUUUACACUCCAGCAACCCCAGUCAAUAUUAGCCUGAGAUAGCAUUAGCCAAACACAGUGCUCACCCUAUAAGCCUUUUCUCUUGUAAUGUUAAAAAGUGAAAAUAUGAACAAGUAUGUAAGAUAAGCAGUCUAACAGAGUUGUGUUAAAUCAGUCAGUCAGUCUGAUCUUACUUUCUUCUCUUAUAGCCUACUUAUAACGCUAGGACUCACUAGCUCUUCUGCAUUACAACAGUGGUUUAUCAACUGCUGAGGGUGCUGACUGUUUACAUGGACAUGCAGCUUUAAUCUCCGUAUUUCAGUAGGAUAUCAUGUCCACCAAGUGUAGCCUAUAUUUAAGACCCAUUUACAAGAUUAUCAUUUUAAAAUGAAUCAGCAGGAAAAAUGAAUUAGUUAGUUGAAUUAGCCAGCUAGCUCCAGCUGAUAAAGUCUGUCGACAGCUAUCACAUCAGCUGACAAAACUGAUGCCUAUUAGCUGAAAAAGGGAAGCCGGCUUUUGUUAACCUCUAUCUGAGAUCAAGGACCUAUUGAUUAAAAAAAUUACUGAUAAUUUGGAGUGGCAAACGUGCUAUUGAUGUCAUUGUAAACUGCAUAUGUGCGAGAAUUGAAAGCUUGAGCGGUGUAGCAACAGUUACGUAGGGGGCAGAGCUUAGCGAACAGUUAAUUGUCGAUAGCUGAGGUCCUGUGUCACGUGCGUCAACCAGCAUGGAGAAGCGGGUGGGGUUUUCUGCAACAGGGAAAUUCCGUAAGAAACAGGAAAGCAACAGACUGACUUUCAAAAAUGUCAAAGGCCUUUACUCCAACAGAUGAGAGCUAUGACGCUAUUUGAUCAAUCAACAAAAUAUCGGUAAUGUUGAAUUAAACAAUGCAAGCCAGCAGUGUCUUGCUUGCUUCUGGUACUCAUUUGAGAGUCUUGUUCAGCAUCUUACCAAAAAAAAGAGAAAAGAAUCCAAAGUAUUUUCAAAUGCAAGUUAACCAGAUCAGCUGAAUAAGGGAACAACGAUACUGGUGCUUUCUCACUGCCUUAAAUGUGCAAAGGUUUGGGAGGCAUCCACUGCUCCCACUGGCCAUAGUGAGAAGAGGAGAUGUUGACAUCGGACGAUGAUGAUCUGCUUCUUGCUAUGUCAAAGAAGCUGCUUGUACUCUUUUGUUUUUUGUCACUUCCUCCAAACCGCCCUGUCUUGUUUCUGACAGUUAAAGUAUAAAAGAGUUGAUGCUGUAUUUGAAAACUUUGAAACUGACCAAUAUUGUAAAAACAUUUAAAAAGGGGUGGGGUAUUUUUCAGUUGUUGUUUUUUGCCCAGUUGAGCUGGGCUCACUUGAACUGACAGGAGCACAACCAAACUGUUUUGGGUUUUCUAGCCUGACGAGCAUGUUUUCAAGCUUUUUAAAGGGGGAUGCAUUGAGAAGAGACCUUUAACGUUAUGUAUGCGUGUAUUGGAUGGAAGCCAUUUUGAAUUUUGAUUGUCCUCUCUUUGUUUAACGAGUGGGUUGGUUUUGCACACUUUGAGGUCGGGGUGGGUUGUAAAUACUUAAGUCUUGCACAGUGAAUCAAAGAUGCAUUCUGCCCUGUUGAUGUAACAAUAUGCUUAAUCCGCUGAGUAAAUUAUUGUACUUUGAAAACAAAGAGAAAAAAAAGAAAUGCAAAAACUCAACACGCUGUCAGAAAGAGGUGUGUGUCUUGUGGUGAUGUUUAGCCUAUGCAGGUGGCAAAAGGUGUACAGUAAGAAACCGUUUUUUUAACUCACUGAAAAUCAGACUGAGAACACAAAAAAGGCACUUUUCCAGUAUUCCCCCAUUCUGUCACUAUAUACUCUGGAUCCUCUCCGUCUUUAGGAAUGCCUGCUGUUUCUUGGAAGCACUUCCUCUCUGGACAUUUUAACCCAAGCUUACCGCCACGUUACGCUCGCCAGCUGUCCGAGGCACUGAAGCUGACCUGACACCGUACUGUAAACAUUUACCAACAACCAACAGGUGCUAAUGGUCAGUCAAAGCCCAUCAUAGACCAAGAAGUCAUGUUGUCACAACCUCAGGACAAUCCUAUCCCCUACAAUCCUACCUGUGUUCAGCUUCACACGUGUCUCUGCAGCCAAGCCUUCGAUGGUUUGAAUCUGGCACACUUGGCCAGCCUUGUGUCCGCAAGUGUGUGUAGUUGUAUGGGAAGGGGGUAGUUCGUACCUAGACUUACACCCACGUGUCAAACCUUAGCUUAGAUCUCCCACAGUUCACCCUCUCAGCUACUCUACACUCCUAUACACCAUAGUGUUGAUGAUCAACUGGUAAUUUUUCCCACUUAACACUUUGCAGUUAAAUCUCAGUUGAAAACCAUAGCAUUUAUUCUGGUUUGAGAGAAAGUUUAAUUCUUUUUGGGUGAAACAUUUGUCCUUAAAUGUUUUAUAUUUUGUACAUUUGUAUGUAACAUAUCAUGUAAAUAGACAGAGACAGUGAUUUAACUCAUCUGGAGGAUUUUGUAGUCUUUGUAAAGCCCUAAUAAAUGGUAUUUGGUGUCACACGAGCAAACAA
Messenger RNA from Micropterus dolomieu (smallmouth bass), 12130 nucleotides. It is a transcript of the gene nav3, whose product is annotated as neuron navigator 3. The transcript has 40 exons. The coding region runs from base 1127 to 7801 and encodes 2224 amino acids. Gene Ontology annotation, molecular function: ATP hydrolysis activity; ATP binding; protein binding. NCBI's taxonomy places the organism in Eukaryota, Metazoa, Chordata, Actinopteri, Centrarchiformes, Centrarchidae. Gene Ontology annotation, biological process: neurogenesis; nervous system development. The record is from RefSeq and is a predicted model, not a curated record.